Messenger RNA from Gallus gallus (chicken), 1993 nucleotides. It is a transcript of the gene PANK2, whose product is annotated as pantothenate kinase 2. The record is from RefSeq and is a predicted model, not a curated record. Gene Ontology annotation, biological process: coenzyme A biosynthetic process. Lineage: Eukaryota; Metazoa; Chordata; Aves; Galliformes; Phasianidae. The coding region runs from base 93 to 1367 and encodes 424 amino acids. Gene Ontology annotation, molecular function: pantothenate kinase activity; ATP binding. The transcript has 7 exons. Gene Ontology annotation, cellular component: nucleus; cytosol.
AGGCGCGCUGCGGGCGGUGGCUGCGGCGGUGGCCGUUGAGGAGCGCGGCGCGGUGCGGCGCGGGCGGCCCAUGGGGCCGGGCCGUGCGGCGGAUGGAGCCGUGGCAUAACGGCGGCGGCGCGGAUGAGAAGCUUCGGAGGCAGGAAGCGGAAGCGGGGAACCUGCGGCGAUGGAGCUGCGGCGGGACGGGUGCUGGCAGCGCGGCGGCGGGGCCGGAGCCGUGCGAGGCGGGCGGCGCGGCCUCCGUCCUUCGGCGGGACUCAGUCCGCAAGAACCGCCCGCCCUUCCCUUGGUUUGGCCUGGACAUUGGUGGGACCUUGGUCAAACUUGUUUAUUUUGAACCAAAGGACAUCACUGCCGAAGAGGAGGAUGAAGAAGUGGAAAACCUCAAAAACAUCCGCAAGUACCUGACAUCGAACGUGGCCUAUGGAUCCACAGGCAUUCGGGAUGUGCAUCUUGAACUAAAGGACCUUACCCUGUGUGGACGUAAAGGCAAUCUGCACUUUAUACGCUUUCCUACCCAUGACAUGCCUGCUUUUAUUCAAAUGGGAAGCGAAAAGCACUUCUCGAGCCUCCAUACUACUAUAUGUGCCACAGGAGGUGGAGCGUACAAAUUUGAGCAGGACUUUCUCACAAUGGGUGACCUUCAGCUUCGUAAGCUAGAUGAGCUCGACUGCCUUAUUAAAGGAGUUCUGUACAUCGAUUCCAUUGGGUUCAAUGGCAAUUCAGAGUGCUACUAUUUCGAACACCCGACCGAUACCGAAAGGUGUCAGAAGCUCCCAUUCAACUUGGAGAAUCCAUACCCUCUCCUUCUGGUGAACAUUGGCUCAGGGGUCAGCAUUUUGGCUGUGUAUUCGAAGGAGAACUACAGAUGGGUAACGGGCACCAGUCUUGGAGGGGGAACCUUCUUUGGGCUCUGCUGCCUUCUCACGGGUUGCUCCACCUUUGAAGAGGCCAUGGAUAUGGCAUCCCAUGGGGACAGCACCAAAGUGGACAAGUUGGUGCGGGACAUCUAUGGAGGAGACUACGAGCGGUUCGGGCUGCCAGGCUGGGCCGUAGCAUCCAGUUUUGGAAACAUGAUGAGCAAGGAGAAGAGGGAGGCUGUCAGCAAAGAGGACCUGGCCAAGGCCACCUUGACAACCAUCACCAACAACAUCGGCUCCAUCGCGCGGAUGUGUGCACUCAAUGAGAACAUCAACCGAGUGGUCUUUGUUGGCAAUUUCCUCCGAAUCAACACUAUCUCCAUGAGGCUUCUGGCGUAUGCUUUGGACUACUGGUCAAAGGGACAGCUGAAAGCACUGUUCCUGGAACAUGAGGGUUACUUUGGUGCAGUUGGUGCUCUCCUGGAGCUCCUGGACUCAGCCUGAUCCAUCCAGAUUCCAUACAUGGGAGCGAUGAAGUCGCAGUGCCCACGUGGAGCUUUAAAGGACUUUCCCUUUCAUCAGUGUCUCUAUGAGUGCUGUAUGUCUGCCUAGUUCCUAUAUCAUAGGUGUCAGCUGCAGUGUUCUAUGUUCUGCAGAUGAAAGAUGUCACAUUCUCAUUCUCCUAUAAAUUGUCUGUGGAGGGGUGAGAACUGCAGCACAGUAACAUCAUAAGGACCAUUCCUGUCCACUCCAGACUACACAGCGUCCUGCUGAACGCAGUCAUGCUAUCAGCAGGGCUGCAUAUAACGAUACCAAAGAGAUCACUGUUUGUUUCAGUCAUAUAGUUGGGAUUUUUUCUGUAAUGCUUCAUUCGGUGCUUAUAAACUAAAGUAGUUUGGGGGGCAAAGCUGCACUUCCCAUACAUAGCAGUUGUUCUUUCUUCUGCUUCCUCCACACACACAGCCUGAAGGAGGCUGUGCAGUUUGCAACCUCUGAAGAUGCUCUGCUCUCAGGACAUGGAUUUGGAAGCAGCACACUGCAUCCUGACUAAAUGAUCUUAGAACAACAGCGAUGCUGAUAACGGAUAAUAUUUACAACAAGAAAAAGCUGAAUGCGUACCAUUUGUAAAA